Triticum aestivum (bread wheat) is the source of this 3320-nucleotide messenger RNA. RefSeq names its product probable WRKY transcription factor 58. Gene Ontology annotation, biological process: regulation of DNA-templated transcription. The coding region runs from base 1884 to 3146 and encodes 420 amino acids. The record is from RefSeq and is a predicted model, not a curated record. Gene Ontology annotation, molecular function: DNA-binding transcription factor activity; sequence-specific DNA binding. The transcript is spliced from 4 exons. Lineage: Eukaryota; Viridiplantae; Streptophyta; Magnoliopsida; Poales; Poaceae.
UAUAUAUAUAUAUAUAUAUAUAUAUAUAUAUAGUUUCUAUGGUAAUACUUUUUUCUUGAAAUAUCGAGCUGCUGCUUCUUUCUUCUUUGGCUAAAUUUUGUAUUUGCAUUCAUAAACUAACUGAUUUUCUAAUUCUACUUUGGCAUAUAAAUACAUGGUAACCUUUAAAUUUGCAUAUUUGUCUCUGCCCUUUCAAAUGCCAUCUUCGAAUAGAAUUGGUUUUGCUGACUACUGGAAUGCGAUCUGUAUCUGAACUGGUAAUGAACGUGAUGGUAGUAGCACGUUCUUCUAUCUUUGUUUCAAAAUCUUGGGAGUAUAAAAAAAGUGUGGUCAAGGAAUGGAGUGGAUAAGUCGAAAGCAGGUCUAGGAACUCCGCGCUGUUCGUCAAUAGACGAUGUUUGUGACAAGUGCACAGUUUAAUGUAGAUGUUUGCAACAUGUUAACAGUGUUAUAUUAUGAAGAUAAUUUACAUGUGAAAUAUAACUAUACUACUUCCAUCUGCCGAACCAAAUUAUUAUUUAUAUAUGUGAUCAAUGUUAAGAGAAGUUUGACUGCAGAAUUUCCGAGCGCAGUCUGUUUCCAAACAGAGGUAGUAGAAGCUAAUGCAUCAUGAAUGAUGGAUUUGCAUAAAAUCAGGAGCUUGAAUUUAGGGAUGAAAACGGAGCGAAAACAGACGAAAUUGAGUGCUACCAUUUUUGUUUUCAUAUUUUUUUGCGGAAGCGGAAACAAAUAUAGAAACCCCGAAAAUGAAGACGGAAACAUAAGUGGGUGUUGGCCGGAACUUAAAAAUCCCUUGAAUCAUAGAGAAAUGCACACAAAAACAAACAAAUUUAAUGAAUUGGUUACAUGGCUAGAAAUAAAUAUGAUUAUGUCAGCAACUUAACAUAAAAUCAGGAGCUUGAAUUCCAUCAUUUUAAUUUGAACUUUUAUAAUGCUGCCAAGGAGCCAUCGUUGUUCUAGGGUUUGCGUGGUAUGAAUUGAAGAAACUCACACUUAAGCAAACCUAUCUUGUUUCCAUUUUGAUGAUACAGAAGCCUGUCUUGGUGUGACAUAAAUCCAGGAAUAUCUUGCUCAACAUUACUGCUUCCAUUUUGUUUUCGUUCUUCAAUUAUAAUGAACAGGGACUGACAGCUAGAAGGUGAUUAAAAACUAGGACUCAUAUGGAUUAAUAACAGAUAGAUUGAGCGUAAGUCUUGUUUAUCCACCAAUUGCAGCAGCAGACGCGCUAAAAGAGCCUAUUUGGCACCGAGCUGGACAGAGCUGUGGUUUGGUCAAACAAAUUGAUGUUUAUAUCAUCUGGCCGUUAACGGCUGCAAAGUACCCUCGGCCAGCAGCUUGGUAGAGGCCUGAAAUAUUAUUGGUAGAAUAAAAGAACUUGGUUAUCUUUUUUCUUUUUUUUUGAAACGAGAACUUGGUUAUCUUUUGAUUCAAGGACUCGAACUGACGCAGGGUCACAACGUCAUCGCCGCCUCCACAGCCAGGUUUGGUCCACGUAAACUAGAACAAAACGCUGGUCCACGCGCGUUGUUGGGGGCAACUCCGUUUUGAUUUUGAUAAUGCCCCUCCAUGACAAUUAGAAUCGCAAAUGUUUGAUGCUUGAUGCGGCUAGUUGUAGACAGCACGCGCUUGGAUCCACUUAGCAAAUUUUCGAGAUAAUUAGCCACCACCGUAUCCGAUAUAAUGAACUAAUAAGAGAGAAAAAAAUAGUUAACGGCACGGCUCACACACAGCUAGCUUGGAGGCAGGGAGUAGUCUCCACUCUCCAGGUGUCCCUCGCCUCUAGUUGUAUUUCCCUCAGCUGGUCGGUCGGCAGGCGUCCCUGUCGCACGGUCUUCUCCCUCCUUGUACCGAGAAGCAGCAGCAGGGGAAAAAAAGCCACGGCAAUGGCCGAUCGCCGUGGCGACGCCAUGCGCCAGCAGCCGCCUUACUCGUCGGGCCAUCAGGAGCGGGUCUUCGACGGCGGUGGCGGCCCGGCGUUCGGGAACGACUACGAUACUGCUGGAUCAUCCUACAUGGCGCUUCUUGGCUCCGGCGUCAACCCCCAGCAGUCGCUGCCGCCGCAGCAGGCGUGGGGGGUCGACGAGGUGACCCCACCGACGAUCAAUCUCACUCCUCAGUUCUCCAUGGCAAACUAUGCGCCGACGUCGUCCUACCAGCAGCACCAGACGACUGCAUCCUUCGUCUCACCCCUCGCCGCCAACCUCCACCCCUACCCGUCGUCGUCGUCGUCGUCCUACUUCCAGGCCGAUCUGCCGCCGCAAUGGCCUCCGCGGGCAAUGGCGCCGUCGCCCUCCUCCUCCCUGCUGCCCCGCAACUUCACGGUCCACCAAACGCCGGCGUACCCGCACCACCACGAGCAGCAGAUGCACAUGCAGCUGCUGCGCGCGGCGGCGCUGGGCGGCCCGCACGCGGCGCCGGCGCCCCCCAUCGAGCAGCCGGCCAAGGACGGCUACAACUGGCGCAAGUACGGGCAGAAGCAGCUCAAGGACGCCGAGUCGCCGCGGAGCUACUACAAGUGCACCCGGGACGCCUGCCCCGUCAAGAAGAUCGUGGAGCGCUCCUUCGACGGCUGCAUCAAGGAGAUCACUUACAAGGGCCGGCACACCCACCCGCGCCCCCCCGAGCCCCGGCGCGCCGGAGCGGAGGACGCCGCCGCCCCCAGCAGCGCCGUCGGCGCUCAUCAGGAGGACGAGCUGAGCGACGACGAGGAUGACGGCGAGGAGGGCCACGACAUUGGCAGCGGCGCGGGUGGUCCGGCGGGGCAGAGGGUGGUGAGGAAGCACAAGAUCAUACUGCAGACGCCGAGCGAGGUUGAUCUGCUGGACGACGGCUACCGGUGGCGCAAGUACGGCCAGAAAGUGGUCAAGGGCAACCCCCGUCCGAGGAGCUACUACAAGUGCACCGCCGAGAAUUGCAAUGUGCGCAAGCAGAUCGAGAGGGCCUCCACCGACCCUAGGUGUGUUCUAACGACAUACACCGGGCGGCACAACCACGACCCACCGGGCAGGGGAGCUGGAGCCGCCGCCGCUGCCGGGGCAGGCGGCGGCUCCUCCUCUGAUCCCGUGGCAUCCGCAGUGAACCCGUUCGGCAGCACAUUGCACCAGCCAAGUGGCAUUCAUCAGCUGAAAGAGGAGAGCCGGGAUUAACACAUUUUUAAUGGAUUUCGAGUGUGGUGUUUCCUUCGUGUGAAUAAUAGAGUUGCACUAUUGAUUCUUUUGGGCAGGUUUUUCUGCUGGCUAAUUGUUGUUUAUUGUGAUUAAUUUGACAGCAUUUGUUUUAGAGGAAUUGACAUAUCCUUUUUGGCCGCAUAUGUUGGUGGC